CUGAGCGAUGGGUCUCACCUGCGUUGCCUUGCGGGCUGGAACAGUGCCUUUGUCGGAGAGCUAUUUCAACCUAUUCAUAUAAGGCCGGCCCGGCGCUCUUCUCAUCCGAAGACCAUCUUUUGACUUCUCUUGUCAUCUCUGUCCGCUUCCAAAAAAGAAACCAUGAGAAUUCCAUCCGCCAUCGCUGCCAUCCUAGUGGCCGUUGCCUCCUUCUCCCUCGCUGGUGCCGUCCCCGUCGUUAGCGACGUCGAAGCCCGCGAGGCUGACCCAUGGGGCCCGGUCUGCUUUUAUGUUGCUAGGCAGCCCAAGAUGCCUUGCACCUACUGGAAGCAAAAGAGACAGGACACGCCGGUCAUCACUAAGAUGGGUCCCGGUCACGUCUAUGUCCCACCUCUCCGAUUCGGCGGUCUUGGUCACGUCUCUGUUGCUCCUCUCCCUGCGACCAGGGUUCAGGUCAUCCCCAUUGAGGACCCGACUCCGGCCCCGGCACCGACUGGCAAGCUUCAGGUCAUUCCUAUUGAGAAGAGAGCCCCUGAGCCAACUCAGGCCCACAUUUAAGACGACGAUCACCAUCUCGCCAGAGGCCACCUCCACCAGGCUGUCAACUAUGACGCCUAUCAAAGUGAUCACCGUCACCCAGACAAUUAGGCCGACUAGCCCUAUUCCAACGUUCACCAUCCCAUCCACUGCACCGCCAAGAUCGAGCCCAACGUUCACCAUUACAUCCAUUCCCACACCUGCUGAGCCGACCUCGGAGAAACCUACCAACAUCGAUUUGACCUCCACCUUCCAGCCUCCGCCUACCCUGGAGGUACCAACCAGCAUCGAUCCGACUUCCAUAUUCAAGCCAAGUCCACCCCCAAGUCCAACUUUGACUUCCAGCCUGAACUUGGGUCCUCUGGUACCUCCCACCAUAACCCCAACGCCAUCCCCAACACCCAUCGCAAUCCCCACCGAGGGAUCGGAAUUCAGUUCUCAACUCACCUUUCCACUACUUCCUCCCGUUACUGCUCGCGCGUUACAUCCUUCCCACAAGGAGGUGAUCAUCGAGCUGAAGCCGGAUGUUUAA
This is a messenger RNA of Podospora pseudocomata, 1069 nucleotides long. RefSeq lists its product as uncharacterized. The transcript is spliced from 2 exons. The coding region runs from base 290 to 1069 and encodes 259 amino acids. The record is from RefSeq and is a predicted model, not a curated record. Lineage: Eukaryota; Fungi; Ascomycota; Sordariomycetes; Sordariales; Podosporaceae.